AUGGAAACUCUUGGCACAUUUUCGAAUUCACCUAGGUCUUCCAUUAAUAAUGCGAAACUGUUACAAAUAUCGUCUUUAGUAGCAUCCGGAAAAAGCUCGGUAGCUUUGUUAACGCCACGGAGGAACACUGGCUUCCUUGUAAAACGAUUCUCCACGAUAAGCAACCGACGCGUUGAGAUAUAUGAGGAAGAAGACGAAUUUGCAGGUGGAUGCUGUGGUUUAUUUAGAAACCUGAAAUUUAUACGAGGAGAACAUGAGAGUGAUGCCAAAACGGAGGAUAUCAAAUGA
This is a messenger RNA of Paraglomus occultum, 288 nucleotides long. The record is from the annotation of a GenBank genome assembly. NCBI's taxonomy places the organism in Eukaryota, Fungi, Glomeromycota, Glomeromycetes, Paraglomerales, Paraglomeraceae.